AUGUCGGAAAUUGCUGCCCUAGUACUGUGUAAACUUGGUGGAAAGGCCGGAAGUGCCGCUGAUAUCAAGGCUAUCAUUGAAGCCGCUGGAGGCGAAGCCAACGAUGAUGCCAUCACAAAGUUGACUGCAGAUAUGGAGGGAAAGGACAUCAACGAAUUGUUGGCCGCAGGAAUGGAUAAAAUGAAGGAUGUGCCAAUGGGAGGUGGCGGUGGCGGCGGUGGCGGCGGCGGUGGUGCUGCAGCCGGAGGAGGCGCAGCUGCUGAGGAAGAGAAGGAAGAAGAGGAAGAAGAAGAAGCCGAGAUCGGUGGAGGUAUGGAUAUGUUCGGAGGGGAUGGCGGCGGUGACGGUGGUGACUACUAA
Messenger RNA from Cylindrotheca closterium, 360 nucleotides. Lineage: Eukaryota; Bacillariophyta; Bacillariophyceae; Bacillariales; Bacillariaceae. The record is from the annotation of a GenBank genome assembly.